Verruconis gallopava is the source of this 1042-nucleotide messenger RNA. RefSeq lists its product as uncharacterized. The transcript has 2 exons. The coding region runs from base 81 to 953 and encodes 290 amino acids. Gene Ontology annotation, molecular function: peptidase activity. The record is from RefSeq and is a predicted model, not a curated record. Lineage: Eukaryota; Fungi; Ascomycota; Dothideomycetes; Venturiales; Sympoventuriaceae.
GGGUGAGAUGCCAAUAUUUAAACGCUGGCCAUCUUUAUUCCUGAGGGCCAUAUACUGUUCAGAUCAAAUGAGUUUUGGACAUGAUGGCCCAGCUUCUUAUUGCGCCUGUAAUCAUUGCUCCAGCAGCGGGACUGCUCUGGUACAAUUCGCGUCAGAACGCGCAGGAUGACCAAGUUCCAACCUCUUUUCUACUCAAGACAUGGGCCCUAUCAGGAUUUUUAGGACCUACAAUCGCGGCCCCGGUUCAGCUUGCUAUUGGCUGGCCUUUUGCCAAAUUAUUGCUUGGUGAUCGAUUUGAUAUAUAUCUGAAGGAGAUGGGACGAACGGAGCAAUCGCUCAAGACUUUGGACAGAGAAACUCUAGCUGCACGCCGUGAAAUAGCUUUUUCUUUAGCCAACUUCGCAGGAAAUGUAUUCAUGUCAACAAUAGCCCCGCUAGUCGAAGAAAUCUUGAAGUAUGCGGCUUUGCGCAUCGUGGAAAAAUACUUUCCGGAAAAGGCCAGGACGAAGAGGAAUUACGUUUUGAUUGCUAUGGCUGCCGGACUUGGCUUCGCGCUCGCGGAAAAUCUCGCUUUUAUUUCCCAAGGCUCGUCGGGAGAAACACAGGCUCGGCUUGCCUUGACCAUCAUUGAGCGAGGCAUAGCUGGCACCUCCGGACACUUUCUCACUGCAGCGCUGACAGGAUGCAAAUUCGCGGAGUCUCGAGCUUCUGAUGGCAGGCGCACAGGCAUAUGGUCUAUCAUCAAGGAAAGUCUACUGUACCACGGCUUGGGAAAUUUUGGUCUCUUCACAAUCAGCACGUUGUAUGGUAAUGUGGGAUGGGUGCAUCCGCGGGAUCCCGUUGGCAUUGGCGCUAUGCUUGCGGUUGUACUCAGCGUGAAUGCUAUGGCAGCAUGGAGUUUGGUUCGAAACUUGAACAAGAUGGACGAUGCGACUAGGAAAAAGUCGUCUUAACUAGAGCGGCGAUGUGAUUCUUAUGGCAUGAUAUUCGUUACAGAAUAUGUACAUUAGUGAUCUGACAAUGAUACCCUUCUCCGGUUCCA